GCGUGGAGGCUGAGGGGCUGAUGGCCGCCAUCGGCGUUCACCUGGGCGCUACCUGUGCCUGCGCCGCCGUCUAUAAGGAUGGUCGCGCCGAUGUGGUCGCCAACGACGCCGGGGACAGGGUCACUCCUGCCGUGGUGGCCUUCUCGGAGAGCGAGGAGGUUGUUGGCUUAGCUGCAAAGCAGAGCAGGAUAAGAAACAUCGCAAACACCGUAGUGAAAGUAAAGCAGAUCCUCGGGCGAAGCUCUGGUGACCCCCAGGCAGAGAAAUAUAUUGCAGAAAGCAAAUGUUCUAUAAUUGAGAAGAAUGGAAAACUUCAAUAUGAAAUCGAUAAUAAACUUAUUAACCCAGAAGACGUCGCAAAACUAAUUUUUAGUAAAAUGAAAGAAACUGCUCAGUCUGCAUUGGGUUCAGAUGUAAAUGACGUUGUUAUCACUGUACCAUUUGAUUUUGGAGAGAAUCAGAAAAAUGCCCUUGGGGAAGCAGCUGCAGCUGCUGGAUUUAAUGUUAUGAGAUUAAUUCAUGAACCGUCUGCCGCUCUCCUGGCUUAUGGAAUUGGCCAAGAUUCACCCACUGGGAAAAGCAAUGUGUUGGUUUAUAAACUUGGUGGAACAUCGCUUUCUAUCACGGUCAUAGAAGUAAACAGUGGAAUAUAUCGUGUGCUUGCUACAAACACAGAUGAUAGCAUUGGCGGCGUUUGCUUCACAGAAGCUCUGGCACAACACUUAGCUUCUGAAUUUCAGAGGUCUUGUAAACAUGAUAUUAGAGGAAAUCCCAGAGCCAUGAUGAAGUUAAUGAACAGUGCUGAUAUUGCAAAGCACUCGUUAUCAACCCUGGGAAGUGCAAACUGUUUUGUAGAUUCACUGUAUGAUGGAUUGGAUUUUGAUUGUAAUGUGUCCAGGGCCAGAUUUGAACUUAUCUGUUCUUCACUCUUUAGUAAAUGUGUAGAAGCAAUUAAAAAGCUCUUGCAGCAAGUUGGAUUUACAGCAGAUGAUAUUAAUAAGGUAGUUCUGUGUGGUGGGUCUGCUCGAAUCCCAAAGCUACAGCAGCUGAUCAAAGACAUUUUCCCAACUGUGGAAUUGCUGAAUUCGAUUCCUCCAGAUGAAGUUAUUCCCAUUGGUGCAGCCAUAGAGGCAGGAAUUCUGCUAGGGAAAGAGAAUCCUUUGUUGGAAGAAGAAGCACUCUUUAUUGAGUGUUCUGCCAAAGAUAUUCUUCUGAAGGGAGUAGACGAGUCAGGGGCUGACAAAUUCACGGUGCUAUUUCCAUCAGGGACGCCGCUGCCGGCUCGAAGGCAGCACACCCUGCACGCUCCUGGAAACACCUCUUCUGUCUGCCUUGAGCUGUACGAGUCACUGGGGGAAAGUCCCGUGAAUGAAGGAGGGAAAUUUGCACAGAUUGUACUCCAGGAUUUAGAUAAGAAAGAGGAUGGCCUACAUGACAUACUAACUGUUCUCACUAUGAAAAGGGAUGGGUCCUUGCACGUCACCUGCACAGAUCAAGAUACUGGAAAGUGUGAAAUCAUCACUGUUGAAGUGGCGUCAUAGUCUCCUUUGAAAGGCAACGCUCUUUGAAGUUGAUUUUUGUCUCCUGUUGGCUUUUCUUGCCAAAGUGGUGACUCUCUCCAAGAUGAUCUAGGUGAUUCUUAGAGGACUGUAAGAAACUGAAGUAAAACAUUAAUCCGUCACCGAGUCUGUUUGGAGUGGAAAGCCUGGUGUUAGUCAAGGCACACAGCAGAGCAUUGAAUUACCAGUGCCUCUUCAAAAUUCAGAGGACAAAACUCAUGCUUGUGGUUCAGCAACAAGCAUAUUGCAUAGUCUAAAGAUUUUUUUUUUCCUUGGACUAAUUAUAUCAGUAUAUCUGGCUUCAGCAGCAUAGCAUUGAACCAAGGACUGUACCAAACUGUACUCAAGUCCUGUGUGGUCCUGAUGUUGCCUGAAACCGUGGAGGUGAUGCCCAUUUGCACUGGCCUCUUGAGUGGGACUUUUUUUCUGGAGCUACCACAAAAUGGUUUUGUGGUGUUACCUGAAAAAAUAUGUGCUUAUUUAUGUGUUAUUAAUAAAAUGGUUUUUAUGCAGAA
Messenger RNA from Calidris pugnax (ruff), 2074 nucleotides. It is a transcript of the gene HSPA14, whose product is annotated as heat shock protein family A (Hsp70) member 14. The record is from RefSeq and is a predicted model, not a curated record. The coding region runs from base 21 to 1541 and encodes 506 amino acids. Gene Ontology annotation, molecular function: ATP binding; ATP hydrolysis activity; ATP-dependent protein folding chaperone. Gene Ontology annotation, cellular component: ribosome; cytoplasm. Gene Ontology annotation, biological process: cellular response to unfolded protein; protein refolding. The transcript has 14 exons. NCBI's taxonomy places the organism in Eukaryota, Metazoa, Chordata, Aves, Charadriiformes, Scolopacidae.